UGCUGUGGAGCCUAAUGAUACAGAAAGCAAGAAGACUUCAAGACCACUCAACUGAACAACACGCCUUCAUCAGAUUAAAGACAUGGACUCAGAACAAAUCCAUGUUGCUGCCCUGGGUCGACCUUUCGCAUUAGGGAUGCUGUAUGAUGCUCGACUAGAUCAACUGAUCACAGACUUCACCCUGUGGGACAGAGAAACUAUAAAAAAAUUCACAACAAGAAAGACCCAGAACAGCAGUCAUUAUGAAACUAUUGCUUCAGACACUAUUGCAGCCAAGACUUCCCUGCUAAAGGCUGAUGAAUCUCUCACAGCCAGUGUUCUGAGUGGUCUAAUUGAUGUUGGAGCAUCUGCCAACUAUCUGAAUGAUAAGAAAGAGUUCAAGAACCAGAGCAGAGUCAUCCUUCACUACAAAGCAACAACAGCGUAUGAACGACUGGACCUGAACCACCAAGAUGCCAAGAAACUGCAAGCAAGAGAUGUCAUCAAAUAUAGCCAUGCAACACAUGUUGUCACAGGCAUCCUUUAUGGCGCGAAUGCCUUCUUUGUGUUUGACAGUGAAAGAUUGGAUAUUAGCAGUCUGCACAGCAUGGAGGGCAGCAUGCAAAGCUUGAUAAAGAAGAUCCCAAAGCUGGAUCCUGAAGGUAACAUGGUCAGAAAUCUCAGAGAGGCAGAAAAAAGUGUAAUGGAAAAAGUCUCCUGUAAAUUUUAUGGAGAUUUCAUUCUGGAAAGGAAUCCUACAACAUUUGAAGAAGCAGCAGAUACCUACAGAAACCUUCCAGGGCUUCUUGGAAAAGAUGGAGAGAAAUCGGUUCCUGUUAAAAUCUGGCUGUCUCCUCUAAAGAACCUGGAUUCUGCUGCAGCUCAGCUGAAGGGAAGCAUUUCUGAUGUUGUACUCAGAAAAGCUGAAAAUGUUUGGGAAGGUAUUAGAGAAAUACAAAUGCGAUGCAAUGAAUCACUGGAAGGAGACGUAGUGAAGACCUUUCCACAAUUACACAAUAAGUUAAAAUCUUUCCAGGAUCUCUGUGCAGAUUACAUGAAAACCAUCCAACAGACCAUGCAGGAGAAAAUUCCCCUUAUUCGUGAAGGGGAAGAGGAAGAAGAGGAAUCAUUAGAAAAAUUUCUAGAUGAGCAGGAAAACUCUCCCUUCAGCAAGAAAAACUUAAACAUGUGGCUUGAUAAUUUAGACAGAGAAAUCAACGUCAUUGCCUCCUGUUUGGACAUAAUGAAGGGAAUCAAGAUCAUCCCAGAGAAGUCAGACUUAGAUAGAGAAGUCUUGAGUGUAGAAAACGCCCUCUGCUUUGUUUUUACCUCGAUUGAAAUGAGUGACGCCUACAUGGACCAGAUGGCCAGUUAUUUUAAAGAAACUCCAAACUUUGUUACUCUACCUGCCAAAGACCAGUGGUUCUUCUCAGAUGAGGUCUUAGAAAACAUCAAAGAGAAAGCAAACAUGAUUUCGGAAACAGCUAAAGGCCUUAGGAGCAGCAGCAGAUUUCAUUUUCUUGUAGCAGCACUGCCAAAUGAGGAGUACACAGGAGCAACUAUCUACCAUUACAGGAAAGGAGUGCUGAAAACCAAAGACUUUGCAAAACCUGCCAUUCAUCGAGUGAGAAAUGUAACAGAUAAACAAGAUCUAAUGUGGUACUCUUGUGAUCUCACCUUGGACCCAGAAACUGUGAAUGGCCACCUCACUCUCUCUGCAGGAGACAAAAAGGCCACAUGUGGACCACGAGAAAAGUAUUCUAAAACAGAGAAGAGAUUUGAUUCGUAUCCCCAAGUUCUCUGCAGGGAACGUCUUACAGGCUGUCAUUACUUUGAAGUAAUCUGGAGCAGUGAAAAUACUAAAGAGCUUGGUGUAGGUCUUGCAUAUGAAAGCAUUCCAAGAAAAGGAAGUGGUAGAUACACUGGAUUUGGGUACAACAAUGUCUCCUGGUAUUUUGGUGUCAAUGGUGAUGUACUCCGUGCAUGGCACAGUAAUAGUAAAAAAUGGCAAGCUGCACUUCCCGCUGGGUGUAACAAAAUUGGGGUGUAUUUGGAUUGGCAGUCUGGCACUUUGUCCUUCUACCAAGUCUCCUCUGACACCUUAAACCACCUGUACACUUUUGAGAACCGAUUCACUGAAGCACUUUACCCAGGUUUCUACAUCUAUGACACGUCCAACUUUGCUGUGUUCUGCACAGUUUAAGGGGAACUAUAUUCAUUUAUAUGAAUGUGAUGUGUUUACACUAAAGAAGGUAAAUAACAAACAAAGGUCAUAACCAGAUGAUGAAUAUAAAGAUAAAUAUCUUUGAGCUCUUCUUAACCCACUAAAUCGAGUUUUAGAUGGGUUAGAGAUAUUAUGAUAUUUUGUGUGACUUAAAUCUAGCCAAAGUCACUUUUUAGUUAUUUCUUAUACACUCUUUUAAGGUCCACAUUUGUGUGACAAUUUUUUCUAUGAUCUUUUUUGCUGCUGUAAACACCAGAAUCUCCCUUUAUGGGACAAU
Cyprinodon variegatus (sheepshead minnow) is the source of this 2480-nucleotide messenger RNA. Its product is annotated as stonustoxin subunit alpha-like. Bases 83 to 2182 code for a protein of 699 amino acids. The record is from RefSeq and is a predicted model, not a curated record. The transcript is spliced from 4 exons. Gene Ontology annotation, molecular function: protein binding. Lineage: Eukaryota; Metazoa; Chordata; Actinopteri; Cyprinodontiformes; Cyprinodontidae.